AUGAAGCUCUCAGUCCCGCGACUUGCGGCCCGGAGAGCCUUCGGAGAUCCAUUCCAUGCCAGCAAACAAAUAAAUCAGACCUCAUUAUCUCUCUCUGUCGUUCAAUCCCAAACACCUUCGGCACGACCACUUCGCCGCCACAGUCAUCUACAAUUCUCCCGACAAAGCAGCAGCAAUGCAGCAUCCAAGGCCCAAGAUGCCCAAGUAACGCCUAAAAACGAAUCAUCCGAGUCUCCGGCCCCAAAUACACAAUCAAAAGCUUCCCCUGCAUCCUCAAUAUCCGAGCACGUCCGCCUUCUCAUGCGCCAAGUCCCUUACCCAGUCGCCAUUAUCACAUCUACAGAUCCGACCGGUCCCCAAGAUACAUCAUCAUUUCGCGGCAUGACAGUCUCCUCCUUCAAUACCGUGACACUCACACCGCACCCAGUCAUCUCAUUCAACGUACGCAGGCCAUCCGAAACACUGAACGCUCUGCUCGCCUCGCGCCGAUUCCUAGUCCAUUUACUCGCGCCCGGAUCUGCAACCGCAACUCUAGCCCGAGACUUCUCUAAGGGAAACACUACGCUCGCAAGUAUACUAAGUGGGCAUGGCGACUUUCAGUUUGGGACUUUGGAUGUUUCUGCAGCUGCAGAUGCGGUGCGGGCUCAAGAUUCGGAUACGAGCGUGGCAGCUGACGAGAGACCACUUCCCAUCUUAAGAAGGCGGAACACUUCAGAGGAAAAUUCGCAAGCUGAUUUCCCGUUUAUCUUGGAAUGUAUUCUCCAUCCGAGUAAAGUGGAUGUGCAUGAUCACUCGAUUAUAUUGGGGACUGUUGUUCGGGCAAUUGAGGGCUCGAAUGCUGAUGAGAAGUAUACGGAUGGCCUGUGUUUGACAUAUGCAAAUACUAAAUUUUGGAAGAUGGGAAAGGAUAUUUGA
Messenger RNA from Penicillium angulare, 915 nucleotides. Its product is annotated as flavin reductase family protein. The record is from RefSeq and is a predicted model, not a curated record. Bases 1 to 915 code for a protein of 304 amino acids. Gene Ontology annotation, molecular function: FMN binding; riboflavin reductase (NADPH) activity. NCBI's taxonomy places the organism in Eukaryota, Fungi, Ascomycota, Eurotiomycetes, Eurotiales, Aspergillaceae. The transcript is spliced from 2 exons.